ACUCUGCAGUUUUCGUCAAUGAAACCAUCUUGUUACUGCAGUCAUUCCGGCAUUUUCGCCGCCGCCAUUUACACAUUGCUGUAGCGUGGUUGCGAAUCCUAUAAAUUCCGAAUCAACCAUCAUUAUCAAAUCACCUGAGUCUCCAGGAUUUAAUACAGUGUGGAAAAUUCCCGAUUCGUUUGAUAUCACUAUUCGAAGACGAAGAUGCCUGGCUUCAGCAGUGUUGGGACUUUCAAGAUCUUCAUCGGAAAUUUGGCCGAUAAAACGACUAAUGCGGACAUCAAGCCCCUGUUCGAGAAAUAUGGCAAAGUCGUUGAGUGUGAUGUUGUCAAGAACUACGGUUUUGUUCACAUGGAGAAUGAAGAAGCCGGUAGAAAUGCAAUUCAAAAUUUAAACGGUCAUCUAGUUCACGGCCAGCCGAUUAAAUGUGAAGCAGCCAAGAGUCGUAAAGGUCCAAACACUCCAACCACGAAGAUAUUCGUGGGCAAUUUAACUGACAACACAAAAGCACCACAAGUGCGCGAGCUCUUCGCUAAAUUUGGAACAGUCGUGGAGUGCGACAUUGUUCGAAAUUAUGGAUUUGUUCACUUAGAGGCAACAGGUGAUGUGAACGACGCAAUCAAGGAAUUGAACGGUCAGAUUGUCGAUGGCCAGCCGAUGAAGGUCCAGAUCUCGACGAGCAGAGUGAGACAGAGGCCUGGAAUGGGAGAUCCUGAACAGUGCUACAGGUGUGGACGAGGUGGUCACUGGUCCAAGGAGUGUCCCAAGGGUGGGAUGGGAGGAGGACCAGAUAGGAAUGGAUUCAGGGAUAGGAUGUUUGGCCGUGAUCCUUACCCCCCACCACCACCACCACCUUUCCUCAGAGAUCGACUCAUGGGUGGACGAGGAUUUGGGGAGUACGAUAGCUACUACGACAGACGAGGAUUUGACGACACGAGAGAUUUGUAUGAAAGACGGUUCACUGGCAUGUCUGGACCUCGUGACAUGGACAGCUCCAUGCUUGGACGAGAUUUCCCCCCAAUGUCAAUGCCACCACUACCCACGAGACGAGAUCCCAUGCCACCGAUGCCAGCUAUAGGAAUGGGCACCAUGAGGGACAGUGGAUUCUCAAGAGGAAAUGAUUAUGGAAUGUUCAGCAGACGAUCUUCACCUCCCAGUGGAAAUAAUGGACGUUUCAGUAGAGGCAUGUACGAGGACUUCAGCCGAGAUUCUUUUGAGGAGCGUCGACCGGGAAUCCGUGGACCAUCGCCGUCGCGCCGGUUCGCACCAUAUUAAUCCAAAAAAAUGCAAACCGAGGCGGAUAAUCUGAAAAACAAAAUAAUAAAAAAAACCCUCGUCGUCGCGUCGGAUUCGCCGGAUCGUUGAUCGUUCGUCUUCGUUGCUUCCUCGGUCACUACGGAAAACACAAACAAGUGUCACGCAUUCGGAUCAAUACACGG
Fopius arisanus is the source of this 1439-nucleotide messenger RNA. RefSeq names its product RNA-binding protein lark (gene lark). Gene Ontology annotation, cellular component: nucleus. The coding region runs from base 205 to 1275 and encodes 356 amino acids. Lineage: Eukaryota; Metazoa; Arthropoda; Insecta; Hymenoptera; Braconidae. The record is from RefSeq and is a predicted model, not a curated record. The transcript has 6 exons. Gene Ontology annotation, molecular function: zinc ion binding; mRNA binding.